Parasteatoda tepidariorum (common house spider) is the source of this 1466-nucleotide messenger RNA. RefSeq names its product Cytochrome c oxidase assembly factor 10 (gene Cox10). Gene Ontology annotation, cellular component: mitochondrion; membrane. Lineage: Eukaryota; Metazoa; Arthropoda; Arachnida; Araneae; Theridiidae. Gene Ontology annotation, biological process: heme A biosynthetic process. Gene Ontology annotation, molecular function: protoheme IX farnesyltransferase activity. The record is from RefSeq and is a predicted model, not a curated record.
GCUAUGAAUUAAAAACAUUUCUUAAGCCAUACAGAAAUAGACAGCCAAAAACCCUUUUGAUAGCAAAUAACAAAAUAAACACUAAUCGGUCGUCCGUGAACGUACAUGUGUGUGAAAAAUAUAGGUAAAAUGAUUUCAAAAUUAUGUAGAUGAAAAUGAUUUACUCAAUAUUUCCAUAUGUGAUCAAACACCAUGGAUCUACCAAGUAUUUUAAGCUUAUUACUUCUGCACUGAGACAAAAAAGCUCUAAGGGGAAGUUUGAAACGAAUACCAAAGUUUUUGCAUCUGCUCCGGGCGUCCCACUUGCGAAGUUUCCUCGAGAAGACUCGAGAGUGAAUGACAUCAUUGGAAAAAAUGUGACUGAUUCUUCAAAUGGAGAUGAGAUUCAGGAUCAUUGCAAAUCUGUAGAAAAACCUGACGUUACUCUUUCAGUUUCUGAAAAAUUAGAUGCUUCUAAAAAUGAUGAUAAAGUGAAAUUAUUAAAUACCAUAAAACCUAGUUUUUUAGAAUGGCAUAGACAACACACUGACUGGAGACUUUUUCCCUCCCAUUAUAAAAGUCUGGCAAAGUUUAGACUUUCAGGACUAGUCGUACUUACAACACUUGCUGGUUAUGGGAUGGCACCAGGACCUUUUGAUCCAAUGACCUUGUCAUGCAUGGUUAUUGGAACAGGACUCACAUCAGCAGCUGCUAAUGCUGUCAAUCAGGUUCUUGAAAUUCCUUAUGACUCUCAGAUGAACAGGACAAAAAAUAGGGUCCUGACUAGAGGUUUCCUUUCGCCCUUCCAUGCUGCAGUUUUUGCUACUUGUUGUGCAAGCCUUGGUGCAACAAUGCUCUUCUUAGGUACAAACACCCUUACAGCAGUGCUUGGUCUCACCAAUCUUAUCCUGUAUACAAGUUUCUACACACCAAUGAAGAGGUGCAGCAUAGUGAAUACUUGGCUUGGUUCAGUAGUCGGUGCUAUUCCACCAUUAAUGGGGUGGGCUGCUUGUAUGGGAACACUCAACAUGGGUGCGUUCUUGAUGGGUGCCAUACUUUAUUCCUGGCAGUUUCCCCACUUCAAUGCACUGUCAUGGAACCUCAGGUCAGAUUACUCAAGGGCUGGAUACAGGAUGACAUCUGUCGUGGACCCCAGUCUGUGCCGUUCUGCGGCACUGCGCCACAGUAUUGCCCUGCUAAUAUUCUGCAGUGCUGCCCCCCUCCUCGAUCUCACCACAUGGACUUUUGCUUUUGACUCCUUCCCCCUCAACUGCUAUUUCAUCUAUUGCGCAUGGAAAUUUUACAAGGACGGUGACACAAAGAGCGCCCGUAAAUUGUUCAGGCUCAGCUUAGUUUAUUUGCCCGCACUCAUGUUCUUAAUGUUCAUUGGUAAAAAGUAUACUCCUCCAGUAACAUGAAAAAGUUAUUUAUUAAGUUUAAUUUAUUUUAUGAUUAGAGCAACUGUAUAAAGUAUGAAUUGUUUUAAA